AUCUGUUGCUGACUAAUUUGGGUGAGAAAUCUUUUUUCGCGAGUUCUUAAAAGGCUUAGAACUUCUAAGAGGGACUAUAGCUAAAUGCUUUGAUGGCCUUUUUAUCAUCCUGGUAUCAGUUGUACCAAGGUAGAUAGAAAGGCUUUCAGUGGCUGAGUAAAUUAUUGAUUCUAGGUAUUGUUCUGAGCUCAUCUAUAUGUGCAUAAUCAAAAAACACAAGGCACAACAAUGCAAUUUAUUUUUCUCGAAAUACAUUGAUCAAUUGAGUGGGGAAAGGGAGAUUUCGUACAUGCUUUUAAUGCGAAUGGUAACGCAUUGAAAAUUGUAAACGUCGGGAUGAACACAGAUAAAAAAGAGAGUUCAGACACACACACAGGGAAAAAAUCUGGAAAUGCGAAACGAAAAGGGUCUGUAUUAGAGCUGGAACGACUCAAAAAGCGUGAAAAAGAACUCCACGUUAUGAAAUUAUCCCAAGAAUGGGAUGCGAGGAGGCAAAAACGGAGAAUGGACAGAAUGAAAUGGCUACAACAACGGCGAGAUCAAAAUCUGCCUAUCUGGCAAAGAGUUGGAAAUUUACGAGUUCAAGCAACCGAUGAGACCAGACGAGCUGAGAGAAAUAGUGCGACCUCUUCAAAGGCAACCAAAGCUGUACUAACUGAAUCAAACCAAGGUCGUCCACACUCGCCAAGCCUGGCCGGGCGUGAUAUAGUUCAACGAAGCAUAACAGACAGCUCGACUGUGAACGAACAGCGCGAACCUGACGAGCUAACUCUACGCUCAUCGUCUCCUGCUAUAGGGCUAGAAAUUGUGCAGGACGUAGAAGAAAAAUCUGCAUUGUGUGUCAAAAGAGAACGCGCGGAAUCACAGGAAUUUUGCAAGUCUAAUUUCAACACAACGUCAGGUUCUUCCAGUGCCGAACCCGAGGAUAAAGAAGGCUUUGAGAGCAAAGCCUGGCAGAAGCAUGAAGAGGAUUUGUCUUGUCGACGAUCGGAGUCUUCUUCCUCUGCGUAUCAGCAACUCGUAACCAUGGUGAACUCUCACCCGAGCAAAACAUACGCCAAUAAAACUACGUACGAGCCCGACGAGCGAACUCGACAGCAUUACGACACAAAAGAACGCUUCCAGACACAUUCUGAGCCAGACGAAAUAUCUCGAGAAAUUGAAGAACGGCGGCAACAAAUGAACGAGCGUACCCUUUACAGUUACGAGUACAACGCACGCUUCCGACAACAACCAGAAGCCGAGGAGGAAACCCAACCGAUGGACGAACGCGCUCGACAGUUUUCCUUGAUGGAUGCUCGAGGCCGGCAGCAUACCGAGAUGAGCGAACAGACCGCACGUGUAGUCGAUGUGGAUACGAGAACGAAAGGUUAUGGGGCUCGGCCGCAUGUCGAUAGGACCGAGCAGACCACACGAGUAACCGAUGUGAUUACGAGUCACACAUCAGUCAUCGUGCAGGCCAUGCGGCAGAGCGGUAUCCCUUCAGGGGGACUUGAUUCCGAGCCGACGUUGCUGCUUGCUUCGGAGCCAAUUAGAUUCGAGGAAGUGAUUCGCGAGGGCGGUACCAUUAUUCAGCGGUUAGAGACAAGCACCGCCGGUAUCAUUAGCAAGUCUAGAACUCCAGAGACACAAGAGCGAGAGGUUCUGAGUCCGCACAGUCCGGCGUUUUCCGCUGAGUCCAGUCGUCCAGAAUCAAUGGGCACCAGCCCCCAACCCGAUAAUCAAACAAGACAUUCGGCUACCCGCGAUGACGCCAGCACAGAGAGUCCAGCUCAACACAGCACCAUCACCAUGGCAACAGUAAACAAAACAAUGCAGCCAAUGAUGUACUCAUCAUCGAGUGCUUCCCCACACCCCACCCCCUCGGGAUUCCUUGUCCCCGUCCUGAAGCCUGGGUCCGGAGAGGUUGUGUACGCAUUUGUCCCUGGAACGAGUUCCCCCGGAUCUGUAGACCCACGAGCUCAGAUCCAUCCUAGUGUCCCUGGUAACCUCUUAUACCACUCGCUACCGAGGUUCGGUAGUCCGGGGGGUGCUGGCCCAGGUGGGUUUGCAUGUCCGGGGGGUCCCGCCUACCCGCGCGUGAUUCACCCAAGUGCAACCAUACAUCACGGUCGACACGUCCCAGUCCCACGCGCGGAGCUCGCGAAACGAACUGCAGAAGCCACAAGAUAUGUGUAUCAUGAAACGAGAUAUCCCGUGCCUGACCCGCAAGACACGAUGUCACCCGAACAACCAAAUUAUUACUCACGGGAUACGCGCGACGUGACGUCACGUGAUCAAGCUACGGGAUAUCCCUCGCCCGUCCCUCAAGACACGAGGUCACCUGGUCAAGUAAUGGGAUACCAUUCCCGGGAAUCCCGUAAAUCGGAGUCACCGAACUUGAAAUAUACGGAAAGGGCAACUCGCUCUACGGAGUCACCCGCGUGUAACACGCACUACUAUACCGAGGAGAAGGCGCGUGAAAUGCGAUCACCGGAGCAUGAAACAAGCGUGUCGCAUCGUGAUACGGGAUCGCCUCCGCGUGACACACGGUGUGGUUCACGAACAGUCUCACCUGCGGAAACACCGCGGUACACGAACUUCACCGAGUGUCAAGGCUCGACCACGUACGAACCACACGCUACCAUGACAACAGACACACCACACGUGCACACGGAAGGCUCUCCGACUACUGCUCAUGCAAGGUCACGUGAACCUCAAUCUGUGAAUGGCUUUUCACCCACCGGUCCGGUUAACGGACAGCCGACCAACUCUACGAGCUCGAGUCCAUUCAGCGUGACUUCCGCAGACACUAUUAUCAACCCUACGGCGGCAUACGUGCGUCCCGGGAUGGUCCCGCGGGAAAUUAUCCCGCCACUACGGGACGGUUCGGGCGGACCCAUGGUCGAGUACAUCAAGACGGACUCCAUAUGCGGGAGACCGCUGAUCAGCUGGAACGCGCGGAAUGUGGCGGAUUUUGUAGCCGCGACGGACUGUGCGGACAGUGCGGUGAUCUUCCUAGAGCAGGAUAUUGACGGCAAAGCUCUGCUUCUUCUUUCGCAAGACAUAUUCGUGAAUAAACUUAACCUGAAACUGGGAACUGCCAUAAAAUUAUACAACCACAUAUCCAACUUACGUUCAGCGAUGCUCAUGCGAUGAAUUAUCUUAUUAUGCUAAUACAUCCGCUCUGCUUAUGAAAAUGCGGUCGUGCCGGGUGGUAAAACAACGUUAUGGACUUUAUUGGACGAUAAAUUACAUUUGGUUUAGAGUAUAUGAAAGAUAUUGAACCAUAUAUACGUAUUACAUGACAAAAAUAAAGAAUAUAUAUUUUUGCGAGGGAAA
Nematostella vectensis (starlet sea anemone) is the source of this 3321-nucleotide messenger RNA. RefSeq lists its product as uncharacterized. Bases 337 to 3138 code for a protein of 933 amino acids. The transcript is spliced from 8 exons. Lineage: Eukaryota; Metazoa; Cnidaria; Anthozoa; Actiniaria; Edwardsiidae. Gene Ontology annotation, molecular function: protein binding. The record is from RefSeq and is a predicted model, not a curated record.